Molecule: messenger RNA, 145 nt
Organism: Dentiscutata heterogama
Lineage: Eukaryota; Fungi; Glomeromycota; Glomeromycetes; Diversisporales; Gigasporaceae
Source: the annotation of a GenBank genome assembly
AUGAAAAGAAGUAGGCAGUCUAAAUCUUCUAUUACGGUUCAUACAAAAGUUGAAGAAAAUCCUAGUGAAUUUAGAAUUGAAAAUAACAUUUUAUUUUGUAACUUUUGUGAUCAUUUGAAAUCAACUAUUGAUUAUCAUCUUAAAA